UGGCAGCCAUAAAUAAAUCGGCCGUUCUAGAACUUCGUCGCAAUGAUUCUUGGAAGAAGGUUGUGACAACACUGGAUGGCGAGAUGCUGCAGUUAACCGACCUGUCAAGCGUCAGUCCUGACGACGUAGCAAGAGGCACAGCCGGACUGGCCAAUGAGCAUCAUGCUAGCACAAAUACAGCACACAGACUAGAAGGAAAGGUGCGUAGAGUGCGUAUGAACAAAGAAGGAUCACUAGAAGGGCUGGGUAUUAGCGUGAAAGGCGGAGCUGAAGCUAAUCUUCCCAUCAUCAUCGCAAAAAUCUUUCCCGGACUUGCUGCUGACCGCUGCAACAAGGUCUACGUGGGCGACGAGAUUUUGUCUGUUAACGGACGCUAUUUGGAGGGUUGCAGUCACGACGAGGCGGUGCAGUGUCUCAAAAUGUGUGGAGACGACGUGACGUUGAGUGUGCGUUACGUGAAGGAUACGGGAAAUCUGUUCCGUCAGGCCGCGGGAAUUAACAGUCCAACUGGUGAUGUGGACAUUGGAGGAAAUCUUUAUGCUAAGGAGCCUCCUAGGGUUCAUUCUCCGGAUUCUAUUGUAACAAUUCCUUUGAAAUAUUGCUACAUUGCGAGGGGCGUGACCACAUCUGCUGAUGCUGGACGGGUUAUUGAUGUGUGUUGGCCUGAUGGUAAACUGGCAUGCACGUUGAGAUGCUCAUCGCCUAAACACGCAGAUGACUGGAUUGCUGCUUUACUGAAGAAUGCAGCUCAUCAGCUUUACUAUGCUAUGGAUGAAGCAAAUGAAUACUUUAGCUCUCAUGGCACACAUACUGAGGUUCGACUGAUGGGAUGGCUAACUGAACGACCAUCACCUCCUCAAUCUACCUGGAGUCUCGUCUUUCUGGCUCUCACUGAUCAUAAUGUUUUCAUGUUUAAAGGAAGAGCUCCUACCAAAGAUACAGAUUGGGAUGCACCCACACAUUUGAUUUCAUUAGUGUCAACAAGGGUUGUACGUCGUGCUGUUAAUGAACUGUUGUUUGAUACUCGGACUGGAAGUCGUACUGGUAUAGAAACUCACUCAUUCAGGGCAGAAACAGAUGGAGAAGUGAGUCGAUGGAUGAGGGCUCUGUCCCAGGGCUCACAUAAUGCUGCGGCACUAGUGAAAGAAGUAGAUUGCAACUGUACGUGGAAGGGACAUGGUUGCGUGUUGAAUCUCCACUGGGAAGAUGGCUUCACAUUGUAUGAUGCGAGUCGUCACAGGUCAAACAACAGAGACCUUCUAAGACUUUGGUAUUUCCCAUUUGAAAGACUGAAAGCAUCAGUUGAUGACAACAAAUAUUGUCUUUCACUUGAUUUUGGUGGCAAUGAAGGAAGACAGGAUCUCUAUUUUGAGCAUUCGCCCAAAUACAUUGUUUUCAUUCUACACACUUUCUUGUCCGCUAAAACUGCUCGACUUGGAUUGUACACAUGAUGUCAAUCCCAUUAUGUCCAUGUACACUUCAGUACAUGUACCAUAGUCACAGAAAUGACUGUUGUUGAACUGCGCUGAAAUCAGUGCUGUCGUGUGUAUGCCCUGCUCAGC
This is a messenger RNA of Corticium candelabrum, 1562 nucleotides long. Its product is annotated as beta-1-syntrophin-like. Bases 84 to 1451 code for a protein of 455 amino acids. Gene Ontology annotation, cellular component: dystrophin-associated glycoprotein complex; intracellular anatomical structure. The record is from RefSeq and is a predicted model, not a curated record. The transcript is spliced from 5 exons. Gene Ontology annotation, molecular function: protein binding; structural molecule activity. NCBI's taxonomy places the organism in Eukaryota, Metazoa, Porifera, Homoscleromorpha, Homosclerophorida, Plakinidae.